AUGAAGGCGGAGGCACUGCGGACACUGCGGGAGCUGUUCGGCCUCGAGCGGGGAGAGGUCGCCGAGGAGGGAGUCGGUGGAGGAGGUGGAGGAGGUGGCCGGGACCCCACGACCACUUCCGGCGUGGCUCCAGCGGCGGCCCGGCCGCCCCAGUUCAUGGUGGACCUCUACGAGGCCGUGUCCGGGGAGGGCGGCGUGACCCGCGAGCCCGGCCUGCUGGCCGGGAAUGUCGUGCGCAGCUUCCUCACCAGGGCGGAGUCGGAGCGCUCGCUGUUCGUGUUCGACGUGGGGCGGGUGGCACGUGCCGAGCGCGUGCUCUCUGCCGAGCUGCACGUGUUCCGCACGCGUCACGCUCAGCCGCGUGGUGGGGCGGCGGCCUCGGCGGCCGCGGCUGCGGCGGCGGCGGCGGCGGCGGCGCCUGGCGGCGGCGGGGAGCAACCGGGCGGCUCCUACUCCCACUCGUCGCGGAGACACCAGCAGCACUACUGCCAGGUGAACGUGUUUGCGCUGCACGGUGCACCACCCGUCCAGGGGCACACCGCGAGCGGCCGCCUCGUGGCCUCGCGCCUCGUGUCUGUGUACGGGGCCACGUGGGAGGUGUUCACGGUGACUCGCGCGGUCCAGUCCUGGGUGUCGGACCGCAGCUCCAAUCACGGCCUGCUGGUCACCGUGGACAACCUGUCCCACGGCCACGCCGAGCGGGGGGACGGGCCGGCGGGCCGGCCCGCGUCGGCCGACCGAGGGGACACCCUCAAGUUCGUGAGCGGCAGGGACCGCCAGGUCGGCAGGGAGCCGAUGCUCGUCGUGUUCUCGGACGACGGCCGCAGGUCGGCGUUCGGCCGCAACCCUGGCCACGACUACGAGCUGCCGAGCGACUCCGCCGACGCCGCCGCCGCCGCCGCCGCCGCCCUCCGCCGCCUCUCGCGAUCCCGCCGCAACCUCCCCAAGCCGUCCACCUCCUCAACCUCGUCCUCCUCGUCGCCGGCCGACUCCCCCGCCAGACCGCAGGCGCCGAAGCCGCCGUCGGCUUCGGCGUCGGCGUCGGAGGGCUCGGGGCCUUGCCGCCGCCACCCGAUGUACGUCGACUUCCAGGAGGUGGGCUGGUCCGGCUGGGUCAUCUCCCCGCGCGGCUACAACGCCUACUCCUGCGCCGGCGCCUGCCCCUUCCCGCUGGGCCACGCGUUGCGGCCCACCAACCACGCGACGGUGCAGAGCGUCGUGCGGGCCCUGCGGCCGCCCUCCUCCUCCUCCUCCUCCUCGGCGGCGGCGGCGGGGGGCCGAGGGUCGGCGGUGCGGGCGCCGUGCUGCGUCCCCGACGAGCUCUACUCCAUCAACCUCCUCUACUACGACGAGGCGGGCAACGUUGUGCUCAAGCAGUACGACGACAUGGUGGCCGUCAGCUGCGGCUGCCACUGA
Molecule: messenger RNA, 1416 nt
Organism: Petromyzon marinus (sea lamprey)
Lineage: Eukaryota; Metazoa; Chordata; Hyperoartia; Petromyzontiformes; Petromyzontidae
Source: RefSeq, a predicted model, not a curated record